Messenger RNA from Chara braunii, 765 nucleotides. NCBI's taxonomy places the organism in Eukaryota, Viridiplantae, Streptophyta, Charophyceae, Charales, Characeae. The record is from the annotation of a GenBank genome assembly.
UGAUUGCAUGAGUAAAGGGGUAGAUAACAUGAUGUAAGUGUUAGCGGUCAAUCUUUAUCCGCCUGAGCUUACUUGAAUCAUUUGUUCGAUGGUCUAUUGCCCGCUAUGCGUAUCAGGCUGUUGUCAGCAUCAUGGCGGAAGAAUGCGGCCUCGCCAAAAUCCUGCGCUGGAGGAAUUCGUGSCUCAUGAAGGUGCUGUUGCACGAAGUGUUGCAGGAGUCAAUGCCCCCAGAUCUGCGCGUCUUGCUGUUCYAAGGAAGGAACCUCGCUAGCUUUUUGCGCGACUUUCAUGAUUUUUGCCUUAUGAAGAAAURGAAUAAGAGGGCGAUGUGGUACAUGUUCCCCUUGUUUGUUUGUGAAGAGCUGAGCGAGGAAGUGUAUGCCCUUAAGCAGGAGGCGAAGACGUGGGAUGAGCUGGAGAGUUCCCUAAGGUUAAGAUUCCCUGAAGACGGAGUGGAGAGCCAACGUGGGGAAUGCUCUGUGCCGCCAAGUGCGGGCGCGCCAUCACAGGCAGAGUUGAGUGGGCUACAAAGACAAGUAGGGGCAUUGGAAGAGGGGUUAGCACGGCUGGAGGAGAUCAGGAAAGGCAAGCGGAAGAUUUCAGAAGACUCCCCAAGUAAGCCGACUGACCAGGGUGAAAGAGGAGUAGAGAAGGAUGAUYAAGAGCCACCCCUCUCGAUAGGGGCCCCAAAGAGGCGAGCCGGUGCUCAGGCGAGCGGCGGGGGCAAAGGACUCAUUGAAAUAAAGGAGGAGCAGGAUGCUAAUA